CUUACACUACUUACUAACAAGUUCACGAUAUGGGCGAAGACGGCGAGGAUGUCAAACCCAAGCUUAACAUUGUAGUUGAUUUUGAGGGACAAAGCUGUACCAUUCUCGUGAAGCAUAACACGCCUUUCAAAAAGAUUUUCGACGCCGCCGAGAAACGUUUUGGGAAGGAACCAGGGACGUUUAAGUUCACUUAUGAGGGUAAACGUAUCCAGGCCACCGAGACGCCAUUAGAUCACGAAAUGCAGGAUGGGGAAGUGAUAGAUGCUCAUCUUCAGCAGCUCGGAGGAUCACUGUAAAAUAUCAUAUAAUAAGGAGUAAUUUUAUCU
This is a messenger RNA of Somion occarium, 326 nucleotides long. The record is from the annotation of a GenBank genome assembly. NCBI's taxonomy places the organism in Eukaryota, Fungi, Basidiomycota, Agaricomycetes, Polyporales, Cerrenaceae.